Molecule: messenger RNA, 2146 nt
Organism: Centruroides sculpturatus (bark scorpion)
Lineage: Eukaryota; Metazoa; Arthropoda; Arachnida; Scorpiones; Buthidae
Exons: 13
Source: RefSeq, a predicted model, not a curated record
UAGAAAAAUCUACAUUCUGAAGAAAUCUCGGAAGAUCAAGGAGCAACAGCUUUGGAUUCUGAUCCAGACAAAGAUUUCGAAACUUAUAAAGAUGUAGAUGAGUUAGAUUUAAAUACACAAGAAUAUGCAAAAGAAAGAAGUCAAGAUUACAGUGAAGACGAAGAGCAUACUGAGUUUUAUUCAGCACUGGAUUCAGAACAAAAUUAUUUCGAAGGAUAUUUUUCAGCUGAAGAAUAUUUGACGACAACAGAUUCUAGUAAAAUUUCAGAUGUAAAAUUGCCUAAAAUUUCUUCCACAAACGAAUCAAAGGAGAAGCAAUCUGGGUUUAGUAGUUCAAAAACUACUAACUCGAAAGAAAGCCUUAAUCCUUCUGAUUAUAUACCUAUGAUUUUUCCACCAAAAGUUCAUAAAGGAAUGAACACUUCUUUAAGAGGAGGUAUGGCGGACAGAUUUAUACGAGAAUCUUUAGAAAAUGAAAUUAAUCCUAAAUGGUUUAUUAAAUUAAGCAGAUAUCAGUUGAAAAUAUUUUUUGCACUGUUCAAAUUCUUAGCAGUAACAAAAAACGUGUUGGCUGUACAAAUAUUUGGAAUGUUGAAGAAUCUGGAUAUUGCACUUACUUUGGAAGAAGUUGAAUGUGUUAUUAAAGAAUUUCAUAAAGAACAUAAAAGAAUCGACUUUUAUCACUUGCUAUUUGCUCUUUGUAAUACUAAUGAUUAUUUACAAAGAUUAAAGCAUGAUGCAGAACUACGUAAAAACCAAAUGCACGAAACUUAUACAAAGAGGCAAUUAUUAUUUUAUACUAUUACCUCUUUAGCCAUGUUUCCAGAGUAUCCUAUCGAACCGAUAUAUCACAGAUUAAAAACAAAAUAUAGUUCUCACCCUCUUCAUCAGUUUCUUAUUUGUCAAAGAAUGCAAGGAUUGCCUCCUAGAUUAGCGCGUAAAAGAGAAUUGGAAAUGAUAGAAGAAAUAGCUAAAUGGAAAAAAAAGAUUCUAUCUCCAUACACUGAUAUACCGCCCGUGCCUUCUGAACCUCCUCUGGUUUAUUUACAGAGGAAAAGAAAGGAAGCAAUCAGAAAAGAUAAAUUUUUAGGAAAUAUACCAAGUCCUAUUUGCAUCAAAGAAGAAAAAAGUUAUAAACGACGAAAAGAAGCUGUUGUGAGAAGAGAUUCAGAUGCAGAAGACACAUGCAAUUUAAUUGAUAAAAUUGUUAAUAGGACUUACAAAGAUAAACCAAAACCAAGUCGAAGAAUAAAACCAAAUGACUGGGUGCAACACACCAUGUUUAGACUUUUGGCUCCACUUCCGCUGAUUCCAGUUCCGAAAGCCCAAUUAGAAGCCAUGAAGAAAUAUCACGUAUCGGUAUAUCAACUACCCGGAACGUACGAUAAAAUAAAACGAGAAAUUUCGAAAUAUUAUAAUAAAUUACAAAAUACUCUAAUGGAAUCUUCUCACGAACAUUGGAUUACAACAUACACCAAUGCAUUCGAAUCUCAAAAAAGAAAACAACAGUUCUCAAAGGUAAGGCUCAAAGGAUUGCCUCCUAGAUUAGCGCGUAAAAGAGAAUUGGAAAUGAUAGAAGAAAUAGCUAAAUGGAAAAAAAAGAUUCUAUCUCCAUACACUGAUAUACCGCCCGUGCCUUCUGAACCUCCUCUGGUUUAUUUACAGAGGAAAAGAAAGGAAGCAAUCAGAAAAGAUAAAUUUUUAGGAAAUAUACCAAGUCCUAUUUGCAUCAAAGAAGAAAAAAGUUAUAAACGACGAAAAGAAGCUGUUGUGAGAAGAGAUUCUGAUGCAGAAGACACAUGCAAUUUAAUUGAUAAAAUUGUUAAUAGGACUUACAAAGAUAAACCAAAACCAAGUCGAAGAAUAAAACCAAAUGACUGGGUGCAACACACCAUGUUUAGACUUUUGGCUCCACUUCCGCUGAUUCCAGUUCCGAAAGCCCAAUUAGAAGCCAUGAAGAAAUAUCACGUAUCGGUAUAUCAACUACCCGGAACGUACGAUAAAAUAAAACGAGAAAUUUCGAAAUAUUAUAAUAAAUUACAAAAUACUCUAAUGGAAUCUUCUCACGAACAUUGGAUUACAACAUACACCAAUGCAUUCGAAUCUCAAAAAAGAAAACAACAGUUCUCAAAGGUAAGGCUCAAAG